AUGGACAACAGGGCCCAACGAUUCGAGGAUGAGAAGCGGCGCAUCAUCGAGAGCUGCUUCAUCAAGAAGGAUGUAGACGGAUCAUUGCUCGAGACAUACAUCACCCACAUUCGAAUCACCGAGUACUCCUCCCAUCCGACCUCUCCUCCGCCGCCUCAAGCACGAACACCCGAAUCACAGAAACCCCGCGUAAUCGUCGUUGCAGUAAGAAAGAGUGGCCGAGUGCGUAUGCACAAGACGAAAGAGAACGCCAACGGCUCCUUCUCAAUUGGGAAGACAUGGAACCUCGACGACCUCUCCGCCAUCGAGUCCUUCACGGGGCCGCCGGCUAAUCCGACCUUCCGCGAAUGGGCUGGUGAUACUGGCUUCAUCGUCACCAUCGGAAAGCCCUACUUCUGGAAUGCGCAGUCGGAUAAGGAAAAGAAGUUCUUCAUUGCCAGCCUGGUUAAGAUCUAUGGCAAAUACACGGGAGGCAAGGUCCCUGAGCUAUCGGGCUUCGACCAGGCCGAGAUGUCCCAGAUCCUGAGAAACGAACGACGACCACCCCCUCCCGCACAGGCUGCCUUCCGACCCCCCGCAAUGCCCGAUGCUGCUUCUAGUCAGACCAGCCUCGGCGCUCCCAAUGCGCCCUCCAACUAUGGAACUCCUUCGCCUGGCCCGCCAGGCCCUCGCCGACCACCACCUCUUAAUGGAAUGGCGAAUAACUCACCAGCGGGAAGCAUGGCAUCUUCGUUCUCGCAGGAACCCCCUACGCUGCGAAGAUUCGGGAACAAGAGCCAAGAAUCUUUCUCGCCUUCCCUGGGAGGCAGAAGCGACGAUACGGGAAGCAUGCCGCCGCGCUCACGAAAUGGCAUGCCUGGGCAAGGGGCCUUUGGUAGGUUCGGUGAGCCAGGUCAAGAGCCUGGACUGGGACCGCCUCCGCCAAUCUCCGAAGAAGGCAGACCACCAGAAAGGAAGAGACCACCGAUGGACCCAGCAAGGCCCCAGGGACAGGGCUUCAACGACAGAGACCUGGUUCCUGCGCCGUUAGUUAGCCCGGGCAUGCGACGAGAUCAAGUUGCCCCUCCUCCGAGGAGUACAGCCAGGAAGAACUCUCUUUCGCAGAGGUCAGACGGAGGUUCUUACAGGGACAAUCGACCAGUCACGCCCCUUACGCCUGGAGACCCGGGUGCACCAGACAUUCCUCUCGCACUCAGAACCCCGACAAGAAAUGGAGCAACACCCACGAGACAACCUCCUCCUAUCGUCUCUCCGCCGCCUGAAAUCCCUGUUCCUCCUGCCCCGCCUACCCCUGAGCCUGAGGCUCCCGCGGAACAAGAAGAUGAGAGCCGGCCAGGUUUAGGACCGAUGAUCAAAGCAAAGAAAUCCAAGAACGACCUUGCUGGUGUGCUCUGGAAGGCUGCCUCCGCCGCCUCAGCUUUCAAGCCUCGACCUGGCGGUGCUGGUGAAAGACUUCGACAGCUUGCCACAAAGAGCACUGAACCCGCUGAAGGAAUCACAACAGUUUUCCAACCUCCGCCACGGCCUGCCUCUUCUGACGGCCCCAAAGUCACAUCCCCAGAACCUGCAGUCGAAGAGACUGCUGCACCUGUGGAGCCUCCCAAGCGCACAUCUGGUGUGCCUGAGGUCAAGGUUACUGUGCCUAAUUCUAGCCGACCAUCAAGUUUGCAGCCCUCAAUUCAGGAAGUUAUUAGCGUGAAGAAGCCAGAGGAAUCCGCAGCCAAGGAGGAGAACAGCAAGUCGAUAGUUGCCGGUAAUGACGCCAAGUAUCUUGCAUCUCUUGGUAUUGACCCCACAUUCUUGGAUAACAAGAGCGGCGAAUUCACGAAGUGGCUCGACUACUUCGGAUGGGUUCCUGGCGAGCAGAUGAGAUCUCGUAAUGUGGAUGAGAUGAGGACAGACCUUGAGCGAGAGCUCAACAAAGCACAAGCAGGUGGCUGGCUGGCUCGGUUUCAGGAAGAGGAUGAUCGUGUCGAGGCUAUCAAACGCGGCAUUGACCUGGCAGUCGCUGAGUGUGAAGAAAUGGAGAAUCUUCUGACGCUGUAUAGCGUUGAGCUUUCGACUCUUUCUGAUGAUAUUGCAUACAUUGAAGCUCAAGGCCAGGGUCUUCAGGUGCAAACUGCUAACCAGAAGCUGCUCAAGAAGGAGCUCGAGUCUCUUCUCGAGACAACUACUAUUACCUCUGCCGACCUGAACGCCUUGAGAGCGGCGCCACUGGAAGAUCUGAACGGCCUUGAGGACAUUGAGAUGUCUUUGGUUACUCUCUACAAGGCCAUGAUCAAGAUCGAUCCCACAUUACUUGGGGGCGAACCACGGAAGAGCGAAGAUAUUGGCGGAGAAGUUGAUCAAGCCGUGGGUCUCGAGAACACCGAUUAUGGCAAGAUGAGAAUCGUUCAGGAGAAGAAGGAGAUGUACCGACAAGAAAGCGCUGUCUUCUCGCGACGGUUGGUCGGCUACAUGGCCCAACAGUUCGAUGUAGCCUACAACGAAGUCAACAGAGCGCUUCGCGAAGCUCUCUCGAGAAAGGUGGAUUCUCGCCACCACGACACCGGUCGAGACAUGUUGUGGAAGUACAGUCCCUUGAUCAAAUACGCCAAGGACGUCGACCCCGCCAACUGGGAUCGCAUGAUUCAGGUCUACCAAGACAAGAGCCACCCGGUUUACAAGAACGAAUUCCGCCAGGUCUUGGAAGCGUGGAAGCGCAAUGCGCGCAAGAUGACCGCCGACGAAACAUCCGAGCUCCUGUUUACAUUUGAAGUCGAAAAGCAACAGGAAGGCAGAGCGACCACUGUCAGGAAGCUUACCGUCAAGCGCAGUCAAACACUGGCCAAGAGUUUGCGUUCGCCCAUCGAUACCAGCAGUAGGACUAACCUGAAGGAGUCGGGCGAGAACCGAAGCCUUCCUUACGAGGUGUUUGGGCAGGUACUGGACGACCUUCUUCCGUUGGUUGAGAUGGAGCAGAAUUUCAUCAUCGACUUCUUCCACGCCACCACGCUGGAACAAUCAGACUUCCCGGACCUGGUCGCAGCCAGCAGGCCGUCAGAUCGGAGAGGCGGCGACUUGCGUCGUCAUCGUUUGAUGGAGCCUGACCGUGAUCUUGCUCGACGUGUUACUAAGGGUAUGGAAGUGAUCUUCAUCUUCCUCGAGACAGAGAUUGCCAAGCUCAUUGAAUGGGUUGUUCAAGCCGAUCCUUUGCAAGGUGCUGGUGUCUUGGCUGUUCUCGAGCGGAACCUGUUGGAUAUCCAGCAGUCUAAUCAAGACUUCCUCAACGCUCUUCUCCAGAAGCUCCACGGUAUCUUGGAGUCCCGAUUUAAGAAAUUUGUCGACGAGCAGAUCCGCGCCAUCGAGGAGACUAAGGUCAAGAUUAACAAGCGCAAGGGCGUUAUUUCGUUCAUUCGCGUCUUCCCUCAGUUCUCCAACGCCGUGGAAAACAUUCUCUCGGGUAUCGACCCUAACCUAGCCGUGCGCAAGACGGUUGACCGCGAGUACGAUCGUAUCCUCAAGUCCAUGUUCGACUCUCUCAAGAUCAUUGCCCGCGAGAACCCCGCAGUCAGCGUCAGUGCGGCAGGUGCGGAUCCAGAGGACAAGGAGGCUCUCAACUUCCACAUUCUGCUCAUCGAAAACAUGAACCACUUCCUCGAGGAGAUCAACACGCACGGCCUCAAUGUCCUUGAAGACUGGCGUGAGGCUGCGUCAGGCGAGAUGAACGAACACAUGAAUCUCUACCUGAACGCUGUAAUGCGGCGCCCCCUUGGCAAGCUCCUCGAGUACGUCGAGAAUAUCGAGGGUCAGCUGCAGUCGGGCAAGCCCGGCUCGAGCAUCGCCUCGCAGCCCUCCAAUUCCAAGUCCACCUUCCACAAGGUCUUGGCAACGUACGACUCGCGCGAGGUCCGUAAAGGUAUCGAGACGCUACGCAAGCGCGUCGAGAAGCACUUUGGCGACGCGGACGACCCUGCUCUCAGCCAGAAGCUUGUGAUCAAGGUGCUCCGUGAGUGCGAACGCUUCUACGGCGAAGUGGAGCUGCGCAUUAGCCGCAUCACUGCCGACGUCUAUAGCGGAGACGUCCUCUUUGAAUGGCCCCGCGCCGAGGUUAAGUCUGGCUUCCGCUAG
Colletotrichum acutatum is the source of this 4110-nucleotide messenger RNA. Its product is annotated as exocyst complex component Sec3-domain-containing protein. Gene Ontology annotation, molecular function: phosphatidylinositol-4,5-bisphosphate binding. Gene Ontology annotation, biological process: Golgi to plasma membrane transport; exocytosis. The record is from RefSeq and is a predicted model, not a curated record. The transcript has 5 exons. Gene Ontology annotation, cellular component: exocyst; plasma membrane. Lineage: Eukaryota; Fungi; Ascomycota; Sordariomycetes; Glomerellales; Glomerellaceae. The coding region runs from base 1 to 4110 and encodes 1369 amino acids.